CUAUAUAAAUGCCAUUCAUUUUCCUUUCAUAUAUAUAUAUAUAACACAUACAACUAGUAGACCUUUAUUGACUUCCACAGAGUUCUAGCUUGUGAAGAAAUGGGGGACUUGGAUCAUCACCACACCUCCAAUAAUGAGGAUAAAAAAGAAGCAACAAAUCCGGAUUCAAAGCCAGAAUUCUCUGAAGAUGAAGAAAUGCUCAUAGCUAGGAUGUUUAGAUUGGUUGGAGAGAGGUGGUCUCUGAUUGCCGGAAGAAUUCCGGGAAGAUCAGCAGAAGAGAUUGAAAAAUACUGGACUUCAAGAUAUACUUCAUCAAGUAAAAAAUCAUGACUUAGCUGGUCAUGCUUAUAAGUCCCGUGUUAAGGUUUAAAAACUGGUAGAAAAAAAAAAAAAAAAAUCCGCAAAUCUAAGUUUGCGUAGUUUGUUUUAGCAUGCAUGGGCGCGUUAGCCUUUUUUUUUCGUUUCGUAUAUAGGAUUCAAGUGAUGUAUUAAGAUGAUUUAGACCUACCAUGUUGUUGUGCAUAGUUUGUUUAGCAUAUGAUUAAUAUAUAGUUGUGUAAUUGUAAGCCUUUUACACACUAUACACGUCUAGAUUUAAAUAUUUUAUGUUUUCAGUUCAAA
Molecule: messenger RNA, 621 nt
Organism: Cornus florida
Lineage: Eukaryota; Viridiplantae; Streptophyta; Magnoliopsida; Cornales; Cornaceae
Product: transcription factor CPC-like
Exons: 3
Coding region: 100-330 (76 amino acids)
Biological process (GO): cell differentiation
Cellular component (GO): nucleus
Molecular function (GO): transcription cis-regulatory region binding
Source: RefSeq, a predicted model, not a curated record